GCCCCACGGCCCUUUUAAAAGAGGAAGCAGCAGCCACAGGAGAGCCGGGGCUGGAUAACGAGGGGAGCUGCGCUGGGCUUCUCCCAGUCCGGGAGCUUCGGGCACGGAGGGAGACGCCAUGGCUUCAAAGGAUGACACUCGAAACGUGCUUGAAAAACUAAAGAAUCCAGUAAAGAAACUUCAGAAAAGACUGGAGGCUGAAAAUUCACACCCCAAACUACAGGGGACAAACAACUUGAGCUCCGGUAGCCCCCAGUACAAAGAGGAUGUUGUCAGGAUGCAGGACAUACUCCAGGACCUGAAGGACACUUUUCAAGCAACUGAGCCUUCCAGUCAGUCCAAAUCCACGUCAGAUGGCAGCGAAUCCAAAGCAAAUGAAGCCACUGCAAACCAAGAGUUCCUCCAUUUGCUCAAGCGCCUUGGACUAGAAAGUCACUAUCCAAGAAGAAUGGGGACAGGAGAUUUCCUCACCAUCCACAAGACAUCUCUGCAUGACAGCCAGCCCAGCAAGGACCAGGAAUUGCCAUUUCACUUCUUGCAGAAGCUCUUAACCGUGGAUUAUCAGGUGAGGUACCUGACUUGCAGGGAUGGGAGCAACUCAGGACUUGCCCCCGUGCCAGAAACCACAGAGCGAGAGCCCGAACCCUCAGAUUCCUUUGAAAACUUUCUCCAUGGUUUAAAGAGAGCAGCCUCUGAAGUUGCAACCAGGGAGGGCCAUGUGCACCCCAUGGACCUGCAGAUGGCAAUUUUCCACUGUGCUGAUGACUUCUUGAGACAGUCCAUUGCAACCAAACUCGCCUUCUGCCAGCUGGCGCUGCCUCUGCUGGUGCCCAUGCCGGGCACUGCCCAGAUCGAGUUCCCACUCUGGGCCCUCAGCCAAAUCAAAAGGAGCUGGAAGGAGGUGGAGAAGUCGGGACAGCAACCCAGAAUGAACAGUUACAAUAACAAACUCAUUCGUCAGGCAGUGACAUCCAUUGUGUCCUUCAUCCGCAUUGGCACCUCUGCCUCCUCUUCCAAGUCUCAGCUCCUCAAUGCUCUGCUGAGCAAACAAAGACACGACACUUUUUUCCACCGCCAUUGCAGAGGCAGCACCAGGGAGUGUUUGCUGAUGGGAGGUGUUGUGGAGAUCGCCUGGUACUGUCCCCGGGGAUGCCCGGACGACACCUUUGAGCGCUGCGUGGCUUUCUGUAACCUGCAUGGAGACGCCAGGGAUCAUGGAGCACAGCUGCAGUUCUUACAGGAGAUCUCUGCUGUGAACGUGGCUCUUGUAUCUGAGUCUGAGCACAUGGACGACAGAGGGAGAAAGCUGCUGCGUGAGCUGUGGCAGUCGCAAAGGCCUCUGGUUUGUCUUCUCACUGAACAAGAGAAGGCUGCAGAUGGACAAUCCAGCAAAAACAUAACAAUAGGGAUCAAGAACAGAAACGAAGCAGAAAUGUUGGACAAGCUGAGCAAAACAAUCAGGAAUCUCCUGGAAGGGUCCACCCCACGUUUCAGCCUGGAGGGCUGCCUGGACAAAGCUCACCAGCACGGAUUCUUAGUGGAUGAAGAUCGACCCGAGUGUGUGACAGCCAAAGCCAAAGCAAAGGCAACAGAGCUAGUGACCCUUCUGAAAGAGAAGUUGUCUGAGAUCAAAUCCCAGCUUCUACCUCUUCAAGGAAAACUGUGGCACCAGUGGUGCAAAAAGGACAAAGAACUCACUCGCUUGCAGGAGAAGGGGAACAGAAGCAUCGAGCACCAUCGCAGCCAAAUUGAAACCGAGAAGGCAGCAAUAAGAAGAAAGCAGCUAGAGCAAGCUUUCCCCCUCAAUCAGCUGAUGAAACCAUUCCUUGGCUUUCUCCAUUCACAGGCAGCAGAUACGCAGAAAUACUUCCUGCAGUGGAUGAAGGUCUUUAUGGACGACCUGUCUUCUGGUCGCCUUGAAGAACUGAGGAGAGACUAUCACAAGUUGUGGUCUGAAAUCCGCACAAGAAAAGAAGGCCAGGAAAAAACCCAUAAGUUAAAUGCCCUCUCUGAAGAAAUCAAAGAUUCCUUCAUUGGCCUUGAGCACCUUUUGAGAGAGGUAGGGCAGAUUUAUGAAGCUCUCCAGUCAAUGAGCUCAAAGCAUGAAAAUGUUGUCUACCUGCCCAAAAUUGCAGCAGAUCUGAUGGUUUCGGGGUAUCCUGUGGAGCUGAUGGAUGGGGAUGCUUCUUACCUCCCCCUGCGCUGGGUGGCAGCAAUCUUUGACAGCCUAAUUGAGAGGCUGGGGGACAAACGAGUGUUUGUUCUCUCCGUGCUCGGCAUCCAGAGCACAGGGAAGUCAACCCUGCUGAAUGCCAUGUUUGGGCUGCAGUUCAACGUCAGUGCGGGGAGAUGCACCCGGGGAGCGUUUAUGCAGCUCCUUCCACUGGACGAGCAGCUGCAGGAGGACGUGGGCUUUGAUUACAUGCUGGUUGUUGACACAGAGGGCCUUCGUGCCCCAGAGAUGGCCAGUAAACAGUCCCUGAAUCAUGACAACGAGCUGGCCACCUUUGUCAUUGGCAUCGGCAACAUGACCCUGAUCAACAUCUUUGGGGAAAAUCCCUCAGAAAUGCAGGAUGUUCUUCAGAUCACUGUGCAGGCUUUUCUGAGGAUGAAGGAGGUAAAUCUUUCCCCAAGCUGCCUCUUUGUCCAUCAAAAUGUCGGAGAAGUUACUGCCAAGGAACAGAACCUGGAAGGACAAAGAUGCUUUCAGGAGAAGCUGGAUGAAAUGACUGUGGCAGCUGCCCAGCAGGAAUUCUCUAACGUCUCCUCCUUCAGCGACGUCAUCCGCUUUGAUGUGAACACCCACGUUCACUACUUUGCUCAGCUGUGGGAAGGAAAUCCCCCAAUGGCACCACCCAACCCCACCUACAGCCACAACGUCCAGCAAUUAAAGAGGAAAAUUCUCCAGGCCGCCAAAGAGGAGUCACAAGGCAGCAUUUUGAGGCUCUCGAGCCUGAAGGUUCGUAUUGGUGACCUCUGGAAUGCUUUGCUGAAUGAGAACUUUGUUUUCAGCUUCAAGAAUUCACUGGAGAUUGCUGUGUACAGGAAACUGGAAACUGCCUUUAGUCAGUGGACCUGGAGGCUGAGGAGUCACAUUUUAGAGGUACAAAUGACACUCGACAACAGAAUUCGGAAUGGGGACUUGCAGAAAGUCACCAGAAAACACCUUGAAAGGCUUGUGCAAGAGACAAGUGAUGCCAUCAUGAGAGACAUGGAAAAGUAUUUCAGGGAAGACAAAGACUCUGAGAUACUGGUCCAGUGGAAAAGCAGCACAGAGCUGAAUCUGAAAAACCUAAAAGAGAGACUUCUUCUUGAAACUGAAAAGAAAUGUGAGAGUCUUAUUGAACUGCAGAAGACCCAGAGUAAACUGGAUGCAAGAAAGUUAGAAUAUGAAGACGAGCUCCUGAGAAGGAGCAGGGAGUUGGCUCUGACUCUGAAAGGCAAGAGCCUCAGUGAGAGAGAACUGAGAGAACACUUUACUGCUGUCUGGGACAAGUGGGUUGAUGAAGUCUCCUGUGCUGCUCCCCCUCCGGAAAGGGUGGAUAUUGAUGCAGAUAUAGAAGAGGUCCUUCUGGAGCACUUUAAGGAGCCUGGUUUUCAUGCACGGAUCAAUUCAUUUCCCAACACCGGAGAAUUUCGUUUGGAUGUGAACAAACAUAUCACAAUGAAAGAAUUUUUUGACGAUUAUCCCUAUCAGGAAAGCAUUCUCUAUGAUGAUGUGAACAACUUGAAGGGCAUCACAGACAACAUCAUAACGUGUGUGAGGGCAAACAUUGAUCAGAAGGAACAGAAGAAAAUGGAUUACAGUCCAAAUUUUAUUUAUGAAAUAUUCAGUGAAGUUCAGAAAGGUGUGAACUCCAUCCCCAGAAAUGCAUCAUGUACAUUUAACAGAGAUUACGCACUAGAUUUAUGUCUGUACCUGUGCAGAAUGGCAGGCAAAAGGUUUAAAGCCAUGCACGAAGCAUUCCAGAAGGCAAAUGACCCAGUCACAUACCUGAGCAACAAGAGAGAGUAUUUCUUCACACAGUUCCAGAUUUCGUGCCAAGGAGCCAUUUCUGUCACAACUUUUGCUGGUUUCCUUCGUGAAAAUAUUUCCCUAUCUCUCCUCUAUGCUGUUUAUGAGAGAACGGCUAAAGCCAUUGCUGGAGACAUGCAGGGGAGAUUCCCAGAUUUCCAGGGCAACAGAGCCAAUCUGGAGGUUUGUAUCCUGAGAUUCCUGGCACAAGAAGAAAAUUUUGAGUAUUUCAAGCAGUACCUUAAUUGCCCAGAAGAGUUUUUUCAGAGAUACAUUGAGAGACGUGUUGCAAGUUACUGUUUAGAUGAGAACAGGAGACUGGAGAAGUUUUUAGCCUCCUCCCUUGAUCUUCUCUAUGGAAACAUCCUGUUGGCUGUUUCUUCUUCAUCCAAAAAGGUCAAAGACAGAAAAGACAGAGAGGACAAAACCUCUGUCUGGCUGGAUGAAUUUUGCAGGGAACUGAGAGAGGUGAUCAACUUGCCCAGAAGUGACCUGAAGUGCAUUGAGCAUCAGGAGAUCACAGACAUCGAGUUACUGAACAAAGCCAUGACGGAAGCACUGGAUGCCCUGAGGGACAAUCUCAGGAGAAAAUUUGCUGCUGCUGAUCUGAGCUGGUUUGAAAGGCAGCCUCACACCAUCCUGGCAGAGCAGUUUUCGGGAUGCUGGGAGCAGUGUCCCUUUUGUGGGGCUGUCUGCACAAACACCAUGCGGGGACACGAUGGGGACCAUCAGCUUGUCUUCCAUCGACCAGAAUUUUUGACAAGACGGAAGUGGCAGGGAACGGAGCACCUGGUCAUUGAUAUUUGUUCCAGCAGCGUUGCAAGUGACUGUAAAUUUGGCUUUGAUGGUCACAAAAUGUGUCACUACAAGAGGUACCGGGAUGCAGGACCUCCUUAUUCCAAUUGGAAGAUUCUUCCGGAUCCAUCCAUGCAAGCGUACUGGAAAUGGUUUGUGUGUCGUUUCAGAGAAGAUCUAGAAACCUUGUACAAUGGGAAAUUUCAGGGCAAAGGAGAAAUCCCCGAGGCCUGGCAGAGCAUUACCAAGGAGGAAGCACUUGCCGAGCUGGAGAAGCGUUAGGCCAGAUGGAUGGGAAGGAAGAACCUCCAUGGCUUUGCAGUUUAGAAGAACAGAGUACAAGGCUGUCCACAAAGUCCUGCUUCAAUGCUUACUCUCUCAAGCCACAUGAAGACAAUAGUAUCCAACUGCUCACAAAUUUGGGUGAAAUAAGGCAUGUUACUCAGCCAUCGCUCAGAAACUCCCUCGCUCCAUGAAAACCCUUCUUCCCUUCCUGCCAUAAACAUUUCCCUCUGCUUUGUCCUUGAGCAAUACAAAAACACUUCCUGUGAGUGAUCAGUCUCAUGUCCAAGAUGGAGCCCAAGUGCCAGGGAGAGAUCAAAGGCAACACUAGGAAGCACCAACUUGAUGAGCUGCUUCAGUGUAAUCCCUUGGAGGCUUUGGUAAUGAAGGAGCUGGUUUGGACCAGCCUGGUCCCUGUGUCUUUUCUGUCCAGGGGAGCCCCAGCUGGGGGUGACUCCAGCAUCUGUGCUGGUGACAGAGGGGUGGCCCUGGGCCAGGGUUUGGGGGAGGGGGUGUGGCAGGAGAGGGUCUGCUCAGUUCAGGGGGUCUGGUCAAGGACCUCCCUCACUGUCUCCAGGGACAGUAAAUAGGGCAUGAAUCCACAAAGCAGGAGCUCCAGGGAAACCAAUGUGAGUGGCAGGUGACAAGGGAGGCAGCAGUGGAACCCAAGUGUGGUGUGUUCCAUGGAUGGAGGGCUGGGAAGGUUUAUCCCAGCCGAGGUCUCUGACCAGGAACUGCUCAGCUGGGAAACCGCAGGACAAAAGGGAAUGAGCCCAAACUCUCCCCAGCCCCAGAGCUGAGAAAGCAGCCACGGAGCCAGGGACAGGAACCAAAGCUGGGCAGGGGGAGCAUGUGCUGCAGGACUGAGGGUACUGGGGGGAUCUGGGUUGGGAGCAGAUUUGGGUGCUACUGGAAUCAGACUGGGAGUGCAGGUGCCCGUGGCCAUGGUGUCAGCUGUGGGCUGAGGGGUCCCAGUGCAGCUACUGGAGUGAGUGGGGGUGGCCUUUGGCCUGGGCUGGGCUAUCAGGCAGUGCAGGGUCCCUCACUUGGUCCCCUCACAUGUGCCAGCAGCUCCCAGCUCCUUCUCCAGCACAGCUGAGAUGGUUCUCUGCACCUUUCCACGUCUCUGCCAGGCCACCCUGGCCACCGCCUCCCUCAGGGGGAUCGUCUGGCACCUCCUUCCUUGCAGACAUUGCUGUGGGAAGGAAAAGAAGCAGCUUUAAGGCCUUUUCCUACCUGAACAAUUCCAGAACUUGGUGCCUUCCAGCGACAAUGGGAUGCAGCAGCUCUGCCGUUCUGCAAGGGUUGGACCUGAGGUUGUAUAAAGGACUGAUAAAAGGUAGGAUCUGCUUUGCCUUUGCCUGGAGCAUGGAGCUAAAAAGGCCUGCUGCAAAGGCCAGGCUGCUGCAGGAGCAGAGCUGCCUGCAAAAGCUACAGGAGGCACAAAACAAGCUACAGGAAGUAUCCAGUAAGCUGUCAGAGGCACCCAGUCAAGCGACUUUUAUCAAGAAAGAUGGUCUGUUGAUAAAAAGUUGUUACAAUCAAGUACAUGGCAAGGGCUUACCCUCCCAAAGGAAUACCAGGCAACUCUUGCUUGGAUACUGGAGAACCAGCCAAUGCACUCAGGUACCAGGCAAACUUUGCUUGGAUACUGGUGAACCAAACAAUGGGCCCUCAAGGGUCUGCCACUGUUAGGAUAUUUAAGGCAGUGCCCAGGAUGGCAUGGGGGGGAUUGCUGUGGGACCUGCUGCCACUCUGUUACCCUGCCCACUGGUUUGCUCCUAGGAGGCUACAAGACCACCAGAGAAGCAGCCUACUUUUUUCCUACUUUUCUAUCUUCCCUCUUUGUCUCUGCCCUCUUCCUGUUCUAAAAUGUUAUAAGUUACUUUUUCUCUGGAAUUUUGAAGACGGCAAAAAUACCUGCAGGACAAAGAAAUAUAGCAAGAGAUUUUUGUUGCAGUGCUGGGUACCCAUUUCCAGCACAGGGUGCACCCUUGAAUCGUGCAAAGAGCACACUGCUGUUUGAAAACCGUGCUUUUUGUACCCUUUGAUAUCAGUUGUUGAAUAUUCAUUUUACUGUCUGCUUGUUGCCUUAAAAUGUAAUUUCUCUGCUUUGGAAGUGGGUGUUAUCUUUUGGCUGGUUGUAACAUACCUCCCCUGGGCUCGUACAGGGGGGUCUUGCAUCAUCCUCACAUUGCAAGGCAUGGAGGGUCUCUCUGUGUAUCCACAUGGCACAGAGGAAUACAUUUUUAAUCAUAAUUUGUUCCCUGUUCCCGGCCGCAAAAGGUUCCCUGGUGAGAGGUCCAGAUAGGACCCUUCACCUUACAGUCUCCACGGUAUGCCUAUAAGUUAGUAAAUAUACAGAAAUAGUUCUUUUCUUAGUACCCUCUGUUCAUUUUAAUUUGCUUGGAAUAAAAUCAGUUCCUCAAUUUUUCACAUAAAAUAAAGCUGAAUUAUCAUUUUGGAAUCAAGCAGCUGGCCUCGUCAGUCUCCACGGUAUGCCUAUAAGUUAGUAAAUAUACAGAAAUAGUUCUUUUGUUAGUACCCUCUGUUCAUUUUAAUUUGCUUGGAAUAAAAUCAGUUCCUCGAUUUUUCACAUAAAAUAAAGCUGAAUUAUCGUUUUGGAAUCAAGCAGCUGGCCUCGUCAGUCUCCACGGUAUGCCUAUAAGUUAGUAAAUAUACAGAAAUAGUUCUUUUGUUAGUACCCUCUGUUCAUUUUAAUUUGCUUGGAAUAAAAUCAGUUCCUCGAUUUUUCACAUGAAAUAAAGCUGAAUUAUCGUUUUGGAAUCAAGCAGC
This is a messenger RNA of Myiozetetes cayanensis, 7888 nucleotides long. Its product is annotated as interferon-induced very large GTPase 1-like. The record is from RefSeq and is a predicted model, not a curated record. Lineage: Eukaryota; Metazoa; Chordata; Aves; Passeriformes; Tyrannidae. Gene Ontology annotation, molecular function: GTP binding.